This is a messenger RNA of Microthlaspi erraticum, 1587 nucleotides long. The record is from the annotation of a GenBank genome assembly. NCBI's taxonomy places the organism in Eukaryota, Viridiplantae, Streptophyta, Magnoliopsida, Brassicales, Brassicaceae.
AUGAGUCACGGAGAAGGUGUGUCGCUUGAAUUCACUCCGACGUGGGUCGUCGCCGGAGUUUGUACAGUCAUCGUCGCGAUCUCGCUGGCGGUGGAGCGUUUACUUCACCAUUUCGGUACUGUUCUUAAGAAGAAGAAACAAAAACCCCUUUACGAAGCCCUUCAAAAGGUUAAAGAAGAGUUGAUGUUGUUAGGUUUCAUAUCACUGUUACUGACGGUAUUCCAAGGACUCAUCGCCAAGUUCUGUGUGAACGAGGGUGUGCUUGAUCACAUGCUUCCAUGUUCACAUGCUGCAAAGCGUGAAGCUGAGGCAAGCGAGCACAAAAACGUAACAACGAAAGAACAUUUUCAGACUUUUUUCCCUAUCGUUGGAACCACUAGGCGUCUUCUUGCUGAACAUGCUGCUGCUGAAGCUGGUUACUGUAACGCAAAUGGUAAAGUACCAUUGCUUUCUCUUGAGGCGUUGCACCAUUUACAUAUCUUCAUCUUCGUCCUCGCCAUAUCUCAUGUGACAUUCUGUGUUCUUACCGUGGUUUUUGGAAGCACGAGGAUUCACCAAUGGAAGAGAUGGGAGGAUUCGAUUGCAAACGAGAGUUAUGACCCCGAAGCAGCUUAUAAGAAAAGAAGGGUCACUAGUGUGCAGAACCAUGCUUUCAUUAAAGAUCAUUUUCUUGGUAUUGGUAAAGAUUCAGUCUUCCUUGGAUGGACGCAAUCAUUUUUCAAGCAAUUCUACGGAUCUGUGACGAAAUCAGAUUACGUGACUUUGCGCCUUGGUUUCAUUACGACACACUGUAAGGCAAAUCCCAAGCUUAAUUUCCACAAGUACAUGAUGCGUGCUCUUGAGGAUGAUUUCAAACAAGUGGUUGGUAUUAGUUGGUAUCUUUGGAUCUUUGUCGUCAUCUUCUUGCUCCUUAAUGUUAAUGGAUGGCACACAUAUUUCUGGAUUGCAUUCAUUCCCUUCAUUCUGCUUCUUGCCGUGGGAACAAAGUUGGAGCAUGUGAUAUCACAGUUAGCGCACGAAGUUGCAGAGAAACAUGUAGCCAUUGAAGGAGAGUUAGUGGUGAAACCAUCAGAUGAGCAUUUCUGGUUCAGCAGACCUCAGAUUGUUCUCUACUUGAUUCAUUUCAUCCUCUUCCAGAAUGCUUUCGAGAUUGCGUUUUUCUUUUGGAUUUGGGUUACAUAUGGAUUCGACUCGUGCAUUAUGGGACAAGUGAGAUACAUUGUUCCAAGAUUGAUUAUCGGGGUCUUCAUUCAAGUGCUUUGUAGUUACAGUACACUGCCUCUCUACGCCAUUGUCUCACAGAUGGGAAGUAACUUCAAGAAGGCAAUCUUCGAGGAGAAUGUGCAGGUUGGUCUUGUUGGUUGGGCACAGAAAGUGAAGAACAAGAGAGAACUCAAAGCUGCAGCUAGUAAUGGGGACGAAGGAAGCUCUCAGGCUGGUUCUGGUUCCGGUCCUGCUCCUGCUCCUGCUCCUGCUCGUGCUCCUGGUGCUGGUGCAGGUUUUGCAGGAAUUCAGCUCAGCCGAUUAACAAGAAACAAUAACGCAGGGGAGACACAAAGUGAAAUAACACCUGAACAUAACAAUUGA